Messenger RNA from Torulaspora globosa, 1719 nucleotides. It is a transcript of the gene MDM30, whose product is annotated as SCF ubiquitin ligase complex subunit MDM30. Gene Ontology annotation, molecular function: protein binding. The coding region runs from base 1 to 1719 and encodes 572 amino acids. NCBI's taxonomy places the organism in Eukaryota, Fungi, Ascomycota, Saccharomycetes, Saccharomycetales, Saccharomycetaceae. The record is from RefSeq and is a predicted model, not a curated record. The transcript has a single exon.
AUGAAUGACAAGCAACCAGUGGCUUCGGUUUUGCCGCAAGAGAUAUGGGUCGCUAUCUUGCGACAUUUGGAUCAUUCAGAUUUAUUUCGCUUGAGACUGUGUUGCAAAAGAUUCAACCAGAUAGUAAGCACGGCUACCGUGUGGAAAUCAAGAUGCUGGAAGAGAUGGUUAGAGCACAUGUCCCAUGACCCGUUCGAUGAGGAGUUUCCAAGCGGCAGUGAUUGGUUUUACUACUAUAGGUUCAGGAAUCGAAUUGAUCAAAGCUUGCUUCAGUUACUUAGGAAGCUUGUAAACGAAAAUGAUAGCACAGAGUAUUGGCAUCUGUACAGACUCAUGCUUCGAUAUAAUCCCUCGCAUACUAUUCCAUUUCUUCAUGGCGUUGUCAGACGGGGGUUUUUGUCAUCGGAGCCGUUUGAUGUGGUCACUUUAUGCCAACAUCUGUUAACAUCGGUGAGACACAAGCAUGUUUACGACCUUUUUCGUGUUGGGGAGAGAGCUUCAUUUGUACAUAACGCGGAAGAAACCUUUUUCCUGCCGCUGGCUGCUAUGGACCCUUCCUUUGAUAGACUAUUGCAUUUUAGAAGCGACGCUCAUGAUCGUGUACAUUCGCUUAUUAAAGCUGAAUUCAACAAUCUUCAAGACUUCCUCAACUUACCGACAACCCUAAAGGUGGAUAAAUUGAUAAGCCGCCUUUUCGAAGCUCUAGAUCUACUGGAUAAAGAUAGGCAGCUUUUUAUUGAAGAUUUCAUUUUGCUGAGGAUAUAUGCAGGUGAAACAGCAGGCCAUCCCCUGCUCAUACUUUCCAUGGUGCAAUAUCUAGCUUCCACAUACGGUGUGGAGACAGUAUUAUGCGGAUCGUACCUUAUUAUUCAUGACCCUCAUGUGAGAGACGGAGAGACCUAUCUAACCAUUGCAUCCUCAGGAAUACCAAAGAUAUUCACUAAAAGAAGGCUUGUACUGUCUUUGAAGCGUAUUUUGGGCUCAAGCGACUACAUUAUCCAAAGAGAGAUUUUACCAACAAUAUUGCAGCCGCUAAGACAGCAAGAAUUACUCGCGACAGUUUUCAAAGAGUUACUACCACUGUACAACAAGUCCAAGUGGUCUGUGGCCGCUCCGAAGACCAUGGAGGAGCUGCAGCGUCUAUUUCCCCAUAGCAAUCAACCUAUUAGGCCUGAGAUGAUCAAUUACUUUCUCUGCGUUUUCAAAUCUAUGGAGAUUCGCUCAAAAACUGAAAGAAGUAUCUCAGUAAUGCUUACAGUAACAUUUAAAGAGGUUUUUCAGCUUAUCUCAAGGCUUUUCCCGGGCGAUCUAUCCUAUGCAGAAGACCUGUUGAAAUGCAGAGGAGCUGCUUUUAGCGAGAUGGAUCUCGAGUAUGGAGAUUGGUUGUCCCAGAUCCAUAACAUAUCAUUACGAGCAAAUGCUGAGUUUGGCAACUUCGUGGUCUCUCUACGAGAUCAACAAAUAUUGUGCGUCAUUGGCGUAAAGGAACUCAAUAGCGCUGGAACAUUUUACAAUUUAAUGAGUUUUGCAGGUGAAUUUUACGUGGAGCACAGUAGUAAUAUAAGAACUUUAGACGCUGGCGAGGAAGAAAACGUCAUCAAAAGAUUUCUGACUGUAGGGUUUCAGUCGGAUUUGGGUCUUGUUUUCAAAGGCAUCGAUUGGCUAUCACACAAACUUAUUCCUAAUAGUCAUGUCUCUCAUAUAAUAAAGACACUUUGA